Molecule: messenger RNA, 2865 nt
Organism: Theileria orientalis strain Shintoku
Lineage: Eukaryota; Apicomplexa; Aconoidasida; Piroplasmida; Theileriidae
Exons: 3
Coding region: 1-2865 (954 amino acids)
Biological process (GO): RNA export from nucleus; post-transcriptional tethering of RNA polymerase II gene DNA at nuclear periphery; protein import into nucleus
Cellular component (GO): nuclear pore; nuclear pore cytoplasmic filaments
Molecular function (GO): structural constituent of nuclear pore
Source: RefSeq, a predicted model, not a curated record
AUGUUUUUUGGUUCAAAUACAAAUCAAUCGCAGUCAAAUAGCAACAAUCAAAUAAAUCAGAAUAUAGGAUAUAGUGGCCUUGGUAAUGCGGGGUCAGUUGAUCCUUUUGGUUCGAGCCAGCAAGUACCUUUUCAAGGAUUCAACACACCGCUCGGCGGAUUUGAUUCAAAUGAAGAUUUUGGAAGCCAACUGAUCAGUCAAUAUGGAGCAUCUUACGUCAACACGAGUAUGUUGUAUAACGUACCUGACGGGGUCUCAGAAACGCCCUCAGACGGAUCCGACAUCCUGUAUAAGUCAGGCCAUAGGGAUACCCCGGAUGAUCACGUGCAGACGAACACAUUUGAAGACACCACCAUCGUAAAUAUAUCGUAUAAAUAUGACCUCAACACAGACGGAUACCGCUGGGAUUUUUACAAAAGCCAUAAGAAGGAGAUUAGUGAAAUUCAGAGGGAAAUCAGCCAAAUGUCAGCCUCAAAUGAUCCAUCGUCUAACAGAAGCAGCACUAUCACCGGAGCUUCAAGCAGACAAGGAGAAACUGCACUGCAUAACUCAGUCUUUAACACUACAGGAUUAGGCCAAUCAAGCAGUCUUUUCGGCCAGACCAGUACUAGCACUGGUUUUGGACAGACUAGCGGCAGCCUCUUCGGCCAACAAACAACAAGCACAGGAUUUGGCCAAACAAGCACAAAUCUAUUCGGUCAGCCCAGUUCUACAGCCGGAUUUGGUCAGUCAACCGCUAACACGGGAUUUGGGCAGAGCAGUACUAAUCUCUUCGGACAGUCAACUGCCAAUACAGCAUUUGGACAGCCUACUGCUACCACAGGAUUCGGUCAGACUAGCACGUCUCUAGGACAACCUAGUAGCACCGGGUUUGGGCAACCUAGCACGACCACAGGAUUUGGCCAAACAAGCACAAAUCUAUUCGGUCAACCAAGCACCACUACAGCAUUCGGGCAGACUGGAAUCAACACGGGAUUUGGACAAUCUAACGUUAGCAGCACAACCUUUGGCCAACCCACAGCUACCACGGGAUUUGGGCAGACUACCAGUAGUCUUUUUGGGCAACCAAGUACUAACACAGCAUUAGGUCAAACGAAUAUAACCACCCCGGGAUUGGGCCAGACGAGUACUACCACCGGAUUUGGACAGACUACCAGUAAUCUUUUUGGGCAACCAAGUGCUAAUACCGCAUUCGGUCAGACUAGCACGUCUCUCGGACAACCUAGUAGCACCGGGUUUGGGCAACCUAGCACGACCACAGGAUUUGGCCAAACAAGCACAAAUCUAUUCGGUCAGCCCAGUUCUACAGCCGGAUUUGGUCAGUCAACCGCUAACACGGGAUUUGGUCAGACGACUGCUACCUCAGCAUUUGGGCAGACCACGAGUAAUCUGUUCGGUCAGCCGACCGCUAACACUGGUUUGGGGCAGGCCAGCACCCUGGGUUUAAGCCAGCCAAGUCUUAGCACAGGAUUCGGACAGACCAACUUAAAUACGGCAUUUGGAGCACCAACGGCUACAAACACGACUUUUGGACAGACCAGCUUUACAAAUACAGCAUUCGGACAGUCAGGCAUUAACACGGGGUUUGGACAGCCUGGUAUUAAUACUGCCUUCGGCCAGCCAGGGUUUAGUAAUACUCUUGCUCAGCCUAGCAACGCAGUGUUAGGGCAGCAGAACUUUAGUACGGCCUUUGGGCAACCCAGCGUUUUAAACACGGCCCUCGGGCAGCAGAACGUCAACAACGCUUCGGCACAGCAGUCCUCUUCAAAUAACAUGAACCUCCACAGAGCGUACCCAGCCAACAUUCCGUUCUUCAUGCAAGCGAACGCAGGGUGUGAUGAUGAAUUCGUAAUACCGGAAAUUAAAAGGUACACUUCAGGCCGUGUUUCAUUCUUGGGAUCAGUAUCGGAAAUAGAGUCAAUGCAGAAGCCUAACAUGCAAGUCUUAGCGAACUGGACUUCAAACCAGGCGGGAACGUCAGCGACAGGUUACAACAAUGUCGGCUCCCAGAAUGGUUCAGGCACACAUGCGAAUUCGGUAAAUCAACAAGGGAGUUUGAACGUACAGGCAGGAUUACAAAAUUCGCAAAUCUUAGAAGAGGAAGGAGAAGAAGGAAAUUCGAGAAGGGAUAAUAACCCAGCUCCAGAAAAAAAACAGUCGUACUCGAAAACGUACGAAGAGACCCUUAAAAAGGCAAACGCGAAGAUUAAGGCAGAUAAAAACUACCUCGAGCCGGACUCAACAUGGAACUGGAACGACCCGCUGGCAAACCUGAACAAAAAGCCGAAGGACGACCUGUAUGACUCAGAAACGGAGGAAGAAAAGGCGGUGGAAAAACGGGGAGUAUACGUAAACGAAAACGCACCGAAGCUGACGAAAGAAGGAUACACAACCAGGCCAUCGAUCGCAGCACUCAAGGCAAUGACGGACGAGGAGCUGAAGGAAGUGAAGGACUUCCAGAUAUCGAGAGAAGGAUACGGCGACAUAGUCUUCCCGGGAACCACAGACCUGAGAGGAGUGGACCUGGACGAGGCGGUGGACAUAGGGUACGCAAGAGUCUCAGUGUACGCAGGGACGAAGAGUGCGCCGGAAGUGGGAAAGGGACUUAACAGGAGAGCGUACGUGUCAAUCAACAACUGCACACACGACAAGCAGGGAAGGAAAAGGUACGUGAGCGAGCUGGCGCACAAGUACAUGUUGAGGAAGUACAGCGAAAUGAUAGGGUGCAGCUACCUGGGCGUAAACUUCAACGCAGGAACGUGGAUAGUCGAAACGCCCUUUUUCGUGGGCGUCGAGGACGGAGUCGCGAGAAGGGGAACGAUCGAGUACCCCGAUUUGGAGAAAUACGAGGGCACGUCUAAUUAA